CAAUUGAUCACAAAAUCCGUUUUUCGCAGGGAGCUCCUGAACGCAGCAGUAUGAUGCUUGCAGCCUGUAAUCGUUGGGCAAUGUGUAGGAAGAGGACGACUGAAUCUCUCCAAAGAGAGUGAGUUAUCAUGUCCAGGCGGUGGCGAGAGGGUCCUCGCAGCCAUCCAGGAGACCCCCCCGGUGGCUCCAAAACAGUGCAAAUGCCUCACAAAGAUGAACAGUCAGAUGAGGUCGAGGACACGGCGAGUUCGCUGCGGAAGUUGCCGCGAUGGAUGCGGCUUUACUUUUACGGGAUGCACGGUGUUACUCUAGAUGUCUUGCUCUCGUCGUUUCGUGGUGUUUUAAUUGAUCAGGACCCUAAACUGGUGGGUUUUUCCUCUCCCUAUCUUUGCAUCAUGCAUUCACUGGCACACUUUGCGCUGGAGAAGAUCUACUCACAAAAAAGGUGUUUCCGAAUUCGGCCCGUGGUGUUUCAUCUUGUUUUCUAUCCGUCUGUCUACAUCGGGCUGCAGAUCCUCAUCGGGAACAUAAACACUUUGACCGAGCACGUACGCGUGGUGUCAGGGACGCAGCUGGCAGUGCACUACGCCCUGGCUCUGUAUUUCGUCCAGGUGUUUCACAGAGGGCUGUCAAGGCUGCAGUAUUGCCCCUCCUACCCCGCCGACCUCCACAGAAACCCCGUGGCAGAGGACAGCGGUCAUGAUGGGGGGCCUCCUCACGGUCUCCCCGGCUUUGCGCGGUUCUUGUUUUUCGGGAUGCAUGGUUUUCUGGACGAGGUGCUUUUCACAUCUGUGUUCAACUUGGUGGAGAAGUCGGACCGGACCCUCAGCGGUUACACGUCCCUGUGGUCAUUCCUGAUGUACGGCAGCUGCAGCUUCGUAGUGGAAAAGCUCUACCUUCACCUGCACUUCAGCAGAGGCUGGGGGACAUGGCGACGACUCCCCAUCUACCUCUGCUUCAUCUACACCUGGGAGUUCUCCUGGGGCCUGGUCCUGAGGCAGUUUGACGCCUGCUCCUGGGAUUAUUCCCACUAUCCUCACAACUUCAUGGGACUCAUCACCUUGCUAUACCUGCCGGGAUGGGUCUGCCUCAGUUUGUAUCAGGACGUGCUGUCUAACGUUCUCCUGAGGAUAAGGUUUAAAUACUUCCUGGGCAAAGUCUGGCCCAUGUCUGACUGAUUAUUCUAGAAAAGAACGAAUGGGCAUAGUACAUAGUAUAUUUAUUCCCAAACUGAUUUGAUGAGAAAAGUGACAGUUAUGUUUGCCAACAGACACAGUUUGGAGACAUUUAAGAGGUAAAACAGUAUAAGGUUUGGUCCAGGAUGGGUAUAUAACUUAAAACUGUGGUGUUCGUCCAGGGCUCAGUUUCAUGCCCCGGUUCAAGAUUAGCAUUUGCCACCAUAUGAAAGUACUGUAUUUAAUUUGUUCAGACAGGAGAUGUGUUGCUAUGACAAUGGAUGUUCAAUAUGGAAUACAACAUUUUGGGACAGAUAAUGUUGAGAUGAUUCCGUGUAUACUCUGGAGUCUGGACAGCUGUUAGCAGUAUGCACAUUAGACAUUUCCCAGCUGUCAGCUCUGCAGUGCCUGAUAUUUUCAGGUCCAUGAAUGAAGAUUAAACACAACUAGGACCCUGAAUGUUUACCUAAACAGUUUACAUUCAGUCAACCUCCUGCCUUUCUUAUCUGUCUCAUGUAAGACAGAUAACAUUUUUAAUGAUUACAGUAGCAGACUAGCAAUCGUACAUACUUUGUGGCGGGUCUAGAUUAAGCUGGAUCAGUUGUGUCAUUGGCAUUCUUUAACUGUAGUUCAUAUAUGUAUGAUAAAAAGAAAUUAAUUUUACAAAGCAUCAAAAAGCUUUUGUUUCAGAAGGUUUAUGAUUUAGGUUUUGUUCACCCAAGUACAUGUAUUGCCUAAAAUUCACAAGUCAGUAUCUUCAGGACAAAGAUGAUGCAAAAGCAACCAUAUCCAUUUACUUCAACUUCUUUCAUGCAAAUUGUUUUACAGUGCUCAUUUCUCUUAAUUUUUGAAGUCAUUGCAUUUUGAAACAAUCUCCUUUUCACCUAUAGUGUGCCCAUAGCAACUGUCAGAGUAGAGAUAAACCCAGAAACAUGUAGCAAGAGAAAACCUGGAUGUGAAUGGAUACGAGGAGCCAGGGGAGGUUUUACUGUGAAUCUUUUAUGAACCAAAUGUUAUUUUGCUGGUGUGUCUUGCUGUGCAAACCGAGUCAAAGAAACUAAGAGCGAGUGUCCACAAGGCUCCUUCUUUAAGUUGUAGGUUAGGGUCCAUUAUAGUCUGACAUUUCAAGCCCAUGUCAACAUAUGGAGUAAAAGUAUUUGAAACUGCAGCAACAAUGACAGUCUCGCUCUUUAUGUUAUCACUAAUUCUAUUAGUUUCACAGCAAAAUGUUUUUACUUAUCUCUAAUGAACAAGCUUUAAAAAACCUAUGUCAAUACAAAUUCAACAUACAGCAGCAGAAUAUUAAAUACUAAAGCACUAAAUGUGUAACCAUCAGAUAGUGGUUCUUUGUUGGUAGAAACUGCAGAUGUAACUGGAUAAUGUUCCAAGUACACACUGAAAUAGGACCAAUGUUCAUCAAAUUCAGGUGCACUGUGCUCAUUUUAUACUAUUUUAUAAUAGGUUGAAUAAUAUAGAAUUUUAUAAUGUUUACAAUAAGAAAUGCUCAUUGUUGCAUAGUAGAUGAAUUAAUAUCUCAGUUGUCAAACACCUCUUAAGAAUUACUUUGUUUUAUUAUCUUUUUUUUAACCUUACCCAAUGCUUUGUUAUAAGCCCCAGGUCUAGUCAGUUACAUUGUCUCUAAAGCACUGAACAAGUUUAGAUCUCAAACUGGCAGACAUUUCAUUUAAAAGGCAGUUAUUGACAGUCUUGUCACUGUACGUUUCAUAGAAGCAGCUUCAGAGUUGACACAGAAAUGUGGCUUAAAGAAAACAUAUUACAGACUUUUGUCAAUUCAAAAGGGUACAUGUCCUAAAAAACCUCCAAUGGUUUGGCUUCAUAGCAGCCUUCUGAGCACACCAGUCGAAGCACCUUCUAAGGUCCUGUCAUUUAUGAAACUGCCCUUUAAUAUUUUUUUAUAAUUAGAAUACAGUUCAUUAUAAAUACAACUCUAAAGUUUCACCAUUUGUAUUGACUUAUUGUGGAGAUGAGUAGCAUUUUCUUACACCAUUAGAUACGUUUGUGAUUUACUGGAUGCAGAGUUUGACUGAAUUUGAAAUCCAAUCCAGUCAUCCUAUUUAAUGUACAUACUGCAAUACAAUGCAAAAGUAAGGUUUUUAUGUCCUUGUACACUGGGGAGUGACAAUGAAAUACGUUAGAAUCAUUCACUUUGGAUUCUCAAAAUAAUUUUUUCUUGUCUAGUGGUGAGCUCAAUCAGAUUUCUUUCUGUAUAUUUAGAAAAUUAAUUUGCAUAAACACAUCUUAUUGUGUCAAAACGUAUUUCACGCCAUGUUAAGAAUGUACAUAGUGUGUUUUGCUUUUUCUUCUACUUGGCAGCUAUACUGAGGUCCUUAAUUUUGCAUUAAAUUUGCAUUUUCUGAACCACAGCUGCAUGUAUGAGCGACUUUUAACUUUUUACAUCUUCCAUGGCUGAAUAAGUAUAUUCUAAGUUGUUAUCCAUCGAUUAAAAACAACCAGACUGCUUUUAGAAAAGGUGUGAAAGGUUGGAAUUAAAUGCAAAUUAGUGUAAAAAUGAUGA
This is a messenger RNA of Monopterus albus (swamp eel), 3711 nucleotides long. It is a transcript of the gene tmem229a, whose product is annotated as transmembrane protein 229A. NCBI's taxonomy places the organism in Eukaryota, Metazoa, Chordata, Actinopteri, Synbranchiformes, Synbranchidae. The record is from RefSeq and is a predicted model, not a curated record. The coding region runs from base 129 to 1178 and encodes 349 amino acids. The transcript has 2 exons.